AUGGUCGGCAAAACGGUGCUUAUAAUUCUUAUUUCUCUACCUCUCACACUCGGAGCCUGUUACAAAAAAUACCCGCUCCUCUUGAAAAAUGACGAUCGCGGUAGAAGAGUGGAGAAGCUAAAUGAAAUGUUAGAGGAAAGUUUAGCGCAGUUGCCUGUAAGCUGGACCUAUUCUUGCGGACGAUUACUCUUGGCUAUGUUUGAACUGAAAAAAGAGUUGUUAGAGCUGCGGUCUCGUGUAACCUCAAAGAUCAAGAGCACUCGUUACUAUGUGAUGCUCAUUGAAGGCCAUGAUCUCUCGGAGACUACAAAGAAUAUUGCUAAGAGUGUCGCGAAAAAAUGGAAGAAGGUGUUUAAGAAGUUGAAACGAAUUGGCCUCGAAUCUCGAGCGAUAGAUUUCGGGUGUGCCAUGGAGGACCAGCUCCUGAAAAGAACCUUUACCAGACGAAAACCGCUUACACAAAAGGUCGUCUUGUGCCUCUUCCAACCAUCAUUCUCAAAGCUUAUAAAUGGCCUUAACAGACGGGAGUGA
Cylicocyclus nassatus is the source of this 531-nucleotide messenger RNA. NCBI's taxonomy places the organism in Eukaryota, Metazoa, Nematoda, Chromadorea, Rhabditida, Strongylidae. The record is from the annotation of a GenBank genome assembly.